This is a messenger RNA of Scylla paramamosain (green mud crab), 4680 nucleotides long. RefSeq lists its product as uncharacterized. Gene Ontology annotation, molecular function: 5'-flap endonuclease activity; four-way junction DNA binding. The record is from RefSeq and is a predicted model, not a curated record. The transcript is spliced from 11 exons. The coding region runs from base 373 to 3744 and encodes 1123 amino acids. Lineage: Eukaryota; Metazoa; Arthropoda; Malacostraca; Decapoda; Portunidae.
AGUAAUCAAUUAAUAUACACUUAUCCCCCAGCUAUAGCGGGUUUUGCUAACGCGGUUUAAAGCUAUCACGGGAACAAUAAAAAACACAUUAAAUGGGCUAACGCGAAUCCUAGUGGAGCUAUCGCGGCCCAUGAGUCGUUAUACUGUAUGUCCAGGAUGUUCACGUGACAGCUACGUCAUAUUUCUUGGCCAGAUUCGCUUGCUAAUUGGCUGAAUUUGACUGACAUAUUAGGCCGUGAUUGGCUUGCACACUCCCGCUUCCUUAUCCAGCCACUCUCCCGCUCCCCCAUCCCUCUAGUCCCUCCCGCCACAGUUGACUGAGUGGCACGUGCCGUGGUGAAUCUCAAGGUCACGCGUGUGUAUCUCGGGACAAUGGCCUCUACUCCCCCUCCUGGCCACCCAGGGAGAUCGCUACCACCCAACCCGACCCAGCGAAAGGCAACAGCGGCGCCUGGGAAAGAAAUCAAGAAGAGGAAGAACCUUACAUAUGCUGUGAAAUAUGAGAUAGUGAAAUUGAUCGAGAGUGGACAAAGUAAAAGUUCAGUGGGCGCUAAGUUCGGCAUCAGCGAGUCUACAGUGAGAGCACAGUGCGGCAAUAUGGGCGUAAAGGGGCUAUGGGAUAUGGUGUCACCCACGGGGGAGGUGAUGUGUCUGGCAGACCUCGCAGGGCAGGCAGUGGCCGUGGACCUCGCGGGCUGGCUGGUGGACACUCAGAGCCUGCAGCUCGGCCAUGUGAUGACACGUCCACACCUCAGGAACCUGUUCUUCCGGACGGUGGCGUGCCUGCAGGCUGGAGUGGUGCCUGUGAUGGUGCUGGAGGGUGAUGCACCAAGCCUCAAGUGGAACACCAUCAGCAGCCGUAAUCAGAGGAACUUUGGUCAGCCCCAUGGUGGUCGUGGUGUCAGUGGUGUCUCCUCCAUUACCACAACAGCAAAAACAGGAAAAAGGAGUCAUUUCAAUGCCAUCUUGAAAAAAUGCACGGAGCUGUUUGACCUGUUAGGCGUGCCGUGGGUGCGUGCUGCAGGGGAAGCUGAGGCCACCUGUGCUGCUCUUAACUACCACAAGGUGGUACAGGGAGUGAUAUCUCAGGACAGUGACGUUUUCCUCUAUGGUGGCAACACUGUCUUCCGCAACUUCUCUGCUAAUCAGAAGAAAGUGACAGCAGAGAAGUUCAAAAUGGACCUCAUUGAGGAGUGGUUGCAGAUAACCCGAGAUGGCAUGAUACUACUUGCCAUAGUGCUGGGGUGUGACUACCUGCCUGGAGGAGUGCACGGGGUGGGGAGAGACACAGCACUCAGAUUCUUGAGGAUGGCCUACUCUGCUGGGGACAAAGACCCAACACAGAGACUCAAGCAGUGGGCCAUGGAGUGCAUCCCAACGCCAACGCCUUCUGAGCUUGCCUCUACAAAGUGGAAGAAGGGGAGUGAUUAUGUCUUGGAGGAGGGACUGAAAAAGAGGCUUGCUGCCACUGAAGGCUUCCCAUUCACUGAGCUCCUGUCAGAAUUUAAAAACAAGCUUCCUCAGCCCUUGAAGAAAGUGAAAUGGUCUCAGCCAGACUUCGAAGGGCUUGUACGGUGGUGUGGCAAGAUGUUGGACUGGGAGGCCUCCUAUGCGUUGCAGAAGGUUUCACCGGUGGUGACUCGGUGGACAGUCACUCAGGGAGCUGUGCCCAGAUCACUCCAGCCAGUUAGUGUGGUGAAGCAGUGCGUGAAGCAGGGAGUGGUGUGUCUCAGGCUGCAGUGGAAGGUGGCUGCUUCCUCCCUGCCAUCAGGCAUCCCAGAACACCUCACCACUGAGGAACCGCUGGAACUGCUACGCUCUUCACUGCCUCACCUGGUGCAGGACUUUGAAGAUUCAAAGAAAGGAAAAAAGAAAACCCAAACUAGGAAGACCAAAGGAACCCUGAAAAGUAAAGCGAACAAGGAGAAUAUUCCCACACAAAUGCACACAAUAACAGAAUACCUCAAACCAGUCACAUCAAACAGUAUAGCUGUCAUUGAGACCACUGUCACCACCACCACAUCCCAAAAUAUAUCAGACAACAAGGUCGAAGAUACAAGAAGGAAACACAAGCAAACUUCCCCUGACCACAAGUCCUCAGGAAAACACAGCAGUGAAGGUCUGCACCAACACAGGGAAGACCAGCAUAGUAAAGAAGAGGAUGAUCAUGAUGAGGAGGAAGAGGAUGAAGAGUGUGAUGAAAGGGAAUUAUCUUUAAUUAUUAAUAGGAUCAUUAACAUGAAAAUGAAUGUAGGGAAUGAACAGCAUAGUACUCUCCAACCUAAGAAGCUGAGAGAAGUGAAUAAGUCAAAGUUUAGGGAAAAAUCUCCAUUGGUGCAGGAUCUGAGUCAUACCAGCAGUUGUCAUUUAAAUGAAAUGAGGGAGAAAACGCUAAAUGAGAGUGUGGAAUACAUUAGUGAGGAAAACUCACCUUCACCACAACGACCAAGUUUAUUUGACAGAGCAUCAAAGAGGCUUUCUAAUAAAGGUAACAAACAUACAGAAAUUUCCCUCAGUAAUGUCAAGACAGAGAAAGACCCUUGUUUAGCUGAAAAGAUUUUAAAUGAUAGCUCUGAUAAGUGUUUUAUUCUAACAGAAAACUCUUCCAACACUUCUAUAAUAGGAACAUAUAUUGAAAGUGAGAUAAAUGUGCCUAGAUUUCAUGAAUUAGAGACAAGACCACAGUGUCAUGAUGUAUCCAGAGAUAUGUUUGAGGACAUUUUGACCAAAGAUAACACAAAUGUGAUGGCUGAGGAUAUUCUGAGUGAGGACACUUUGACUGUGAUGUUUGAGGACAACUUGGUUGUGGAGUCUUCCUUGCAAGACUUAGAUAUUAAACAAGAUUUACAAAGAUUUGAAGUGACAGGAUGCAGUAAGAAUAUCACUCCGAUAUGUCUUCUUUCUCAAGACUGUGACCUGAAUUUGUCUUCUGUUGAGCCUGAUUCUCCAGUACAAGGGUGUGAUUCAUCAUAUCUGGUCUGUCAGUCACACCCUUCAGCCUUUGAUUAUAAUUCUGUUCAGGUUGAAAAUUGUGAUGUAAAAAAAAAUUCAUGUGAAGUAAAGACCAAAAGGAAACUUCCAGCUGACAUUGUUGAUUUUGAAAAUAUUCUUGCUGAAAAACAAAAUAGUGAAUACUUCUCCCUAGUCUCAUUGCCUGUAAUUAAAGCCUCUGAGGAGGAAGAUUCAGAAGCUGGCAAGUGCUGGUCCUUAGAGAGUCCCAGCUGUGUUGAGGAUACUGCCACAACAUGUGCCACACAAUUACAGUGUUCCACAGUACAACAUUCCAGCAAAAUAAACAGUCAGAAGGCAACAACACCACAGAAAGAUAUAUCAGGCCAUAGUGAGAAUGUUUUUGACUAUAGUGUGAGUUGUGAGACUUCAACAGUUGCUUCAAGCUGUAAAAAAGAGUCUAUUGUUGGAGAAAUAUCUGGUGCAGAAGCUAUUUCUGUAUCUAGUCCACAGACAAGUACAAAGACAAACUUUUGUGAAAGUAAAGAGAACUGUAAUGCUGCUAAGUUUAAUCUUAACAGUAGGAAGGAGGGAAAUGUGAAUGAAAAGGAAAACCUGUCAGUCAAACAAACAAUUGAGAACCACACUGAGGAACAAUCUGGACAAGAUGGCAGCAAAGUGCGGGCCUGUGACCCAUUCUGCUCUCCAGAAAUAGUCACACUCACUCUGGCACAGAGACUCAAGUUAAAGUGUACAAAUAAGCAAUACAGGAAACUGAUUGAUGACCUCUCAUGAUGCUUUGGUUGACAUGUUCUCCAAUGGUCCCUUUCUUUGUAUCAAUAUUUCCUUUAAGAUUGUUAAGGAAAGAUAUGAAAAGAACAAUUUUUGUGGCUACUUAAGAUAGAGAGAGAGAGAAAAAAAACAUUGUCACUUGAAGAGAGCUGGAUGCAUCAUAUAAAUAUAAGUUUCCAAAGAACUUUGUUUUGGAAAGAAGGUAAUUGAUUUUAAGUGCUGUAAAUAUAUAAAAUGGCUAUUCUUGGAAUAGUUUUAUAUAAAAAUUCAAAUAUUAAAUAUUUUCAUUAUCUGAGUUGAGAUUUCUCUUAGAGGGUGGCAGCCAGAUCAUGAUGACUUGCCUCAUUUCAUGUAGGAAUUAAAGUAUUUCAAUACUCAUAAUUCAUGAAGUGAAAAGGAAUUAAAGUAUACAGGUUAGUUGAGAUCACAUUUUAUGAUAGGUGGCCAACAAACAUAUGUCUGUGUGUCAUGCACACAGGAAUGUUAAGAAAGCAUGGUAAUGGUUAUUUCCAUGUCAUUCGAGUAGUCAUUAGAUCUUUAAAAUAAAUCUCUUGCAGGUUUGUAUGUGUGGAAAUGUUUAUAUUUUAUCUCUAUCACAAAAUCUACAUCAUUAUUAAGAUGUUUUUACUCAUAUGUAAUUUCAAGACUGCUACUGUCUCAAGAGUAUGUGGUCCAUUUCUAAAUAUCACAGAUAUUUUGUGGAAUAAUAUAGAAAGAUGGUCCCAUGAACACUAUGGGAGCAUGUCACUGUGUUGCAAGGAAGGACACUAAUGGGUGCCUACCUGGGAAAUAUAUCACAAAUGACUCAUAUUUUUAUAUAAAAGUUCACCAUUCUUCUCCUGUUGACAUUUCUCAUAUUCAUAUGGGGUCGCAUAAAGGGUCACCAUUACUACAAAAAAAAAAUAAAUAAAUAAAUAAAAAAUAAAAAAUAAAAGCAGU